AUGGCCCUCGCGUUUCAUGUGAACAACUUCAAGCCGUGGACGCCGCGGCACCCCAAGUCAUUCUCACUGCGCAAAUGCCCCAAUUCUCGCACCCAAGAAUCCAGAAAAGCCCCUCCCCCAAGCCCAGCCCCGCGUUGUGAUGUCUUCCCCAACACCCUGCUCCCCCCCAAUCAUGGCCUUCCUUCGAAGCCGCCGGCCGAAGUUUGCGUGCCUAUCAGUGGUAAUACUCAGCCGUGUGCGCCGUCGAGCUCACCCUCCCAACCAAGAGAGAUGUCUAGACCACCACCCAGUUCGGAGAAUCCCCGGCAUGGCGUAUCAUCUCUCUGUGAUCUGGCACAUCACACCUGGAAUUCGCAUCCCACCCCUGCCCGUGAUGUCCAAGAUAAUUUCUCUGAUACGCCGACCGAACUGUCUCCCCUUGGGAGAGGGGCUGGUUCGUCGUCGCCAAGCAUAACCAGCUCAGAUGGUAGCUUAGAAGACUUCUUCAUGCUCCCGGAUCUCCAGAACAACAUCCCCAUUGACCCAGCGAUCCUUGCCGACGACGUGCCUUGGGACAUUAGUGACCUUCACCAGCCUGUCCAGCAAGGUGAUGAUCUUGCGAACGCAAAGGCCACUUAUCCCUAUCCUGAACCUCCCCCAUCUAUGUCCUGUGACACCCCCAACCAUCACCAAGGAUCCGGAGAGAGGCCUGACAGCUGGAAGAGAAAUUCUCAGAGAGAUGAUGACACUCACGCUCUGGAUCAUCAGCAGAUCCACCCCGCCCGUUGCGGCACUGACGUCGAUGCGCCUUGCCUUUACAGCACGAGCGACGACUUCCUCGGCGACGAACAGUCUAGGAGACGCAAGCGAGGGUCACAGCAACCAGAAGAACCGGCCGCAAAGCGGUUUCACGUUGCCUCUGUAUCAUCUAUGGAAGGCUCCUCCAAAGCCCUUUGCUCCCAUUUCCUGUCGCUGCCGCUCGACGAGCGUCUGCAGUUCCUUUCAUGGCUGUUUGAAGGUGCUUUGUUGAGUUGCAUGCCCAACUCAACGCCGGCAAUAUGGGUGGGAGACGAGAGUGUGCGGUCAGCCGGUCGCUCGGCUCCUCACAAGAUCAGAAAAUCUCAGCGUGAGCGCGGCGAGGGGAGAAAGGGCCACAGAGACAAGCUGUGGCGAUGGCUCCCGGAGGAUGACGCACGGCUUUUGAGCAUGAUGGAGGAGCGCCGACCCUGGCCGGAGAUAGAGAGGUGUUUUCCAGAAAGGACGGAAUCGGCGCUGCGCCAGCGGGUGUCUACACUUCGGAGACAAGAAAAGGGAAUGCGUACAGUCGAAUCCGCCGGUGCCACAGUAGCAUCUGCAGCCCUGGAGUGGUGA
Messenger RNA from Paracoccidioides lutzii Pb01, 1350 nucleotides. RefSeq lists its product as hypothetical. The coding region runs from base 1 to 1350 and encodes 449 amino acids. The transcript has a single exon. The record is from RefSeq and is a predicted model, not a curated record.